CCCAGAAGCCUCAAAGCUCCGCUUUGUUUUUCGGCUCUUGACCGGGGCCGCUGGACCACUCUGGUUUGGGGCUGCUAGGAAGGCGCGGGUUCACCGAGCCUUUCUGGGGGAAAUGGUCUCUACCCGACCGCUUGCGGGUUGAGAAGAGGCCGCCGUGGCAAGUUGGCAGGCCAGCGCAGCGGGUGCACCGGCGAGAAGGGGUGCAUUGUCGUCCACACCUGCUGCUGAAUGUCUAACCCGGAGGAUGAGGAGAGGCUUUUGCCACUCGCCCAGAGAUGGCCCCGAGCGAGCAAGUUCAUACUGUCCGGCUGCGCGGCUACCGUGGCCGAGCUAGGUACCCGGCCGCCCACACCUGGGCCUCCUCGGCAAGUCGCCGCGCCGUGGCGCUGGGGGAGGGAUGGGCGCGCUGCUUCGCUCCAGGCUGUGUGCAUCCCAAGAGGUUGCGCCCUCUUCUUGCACGCCUGCCUGGCCGAAGCAGCAGGGUGGAGGCAAGGCCAGCUGUGGGAGAAGGAAUUGAAGGUCUCUGAGGUGCUUUCGGUCCAAUUUCGUCUAAUCUCCCUUAGAGAUGUGCUGUUGUGUCCGAAUGUAUAUACUUUUAGAAGCUUCAUGAGCUGUCAUUCCUCUCUAUGAAUCAUUUUCCUUUUGCAACCUUUCCCCUCGAUCUUACAAAAACUCGACUCCAAAUGCAAGGAGAAGCUGCUCUUGCUCGGUUGGGAGACAAUGCAAGAGAAUCUGCCCCCUAUAGGGGCAUGGUGCGCACGGCCCUAGGAAUCAUUCAGGAGGAAGGCUUUCUAAAGCUUUGGCAAGGAGUGACGCCCGCCAUUUACAGACACGUAGUAUACUCUGGAGGUCGGAUGGUCACAUAUGAACAUCUCCGGGAGGUUGUAUUUGGCAAAAGUGAAGAUAAGCAUUAUCCCCUUUGGAAGUCAGUCAUUGGAGGGAUGAUGGCUGGUGUUAUCGGCCAAUUUUUAGCCAACCCAGCUGACCUAGUGAAGGUUCAGAUGCAAAUGGAAGGAAAAAGGAAACUUGAAGGAAAACCAUUGAGAUUCCGUGGCGUGCAUCAUGCUUUUGCAAAAAUCUUAGCUGAAGGAGGAAUACGUGGGCUGUGGGCAGGCUGGGUCCCCAAUAUACAAAGAGCAGCACUGGUGAAUAUGGGAGAUUUAACCACUUACGAUACAGUUAAGCACUACUUGAUAUUGAAUACACCCCUUAAGGACAAUAUCAUUACUCAUGGUUUAUCCAGUUUAUGUUCUGGACUGGUAGCUUCUGUUCUGGGAACACCAGCUGAUGUCAUCAAAAGUCGAAUAAUGAAUCAACCACGAGAUAAACAAGGAAGGGGACUUUUGUAUAAAUCAUCAAGCGAUUGCCUGAUUCAGGCUGUUCAAGGAGAAGGAUUCAUGAGUCUAUAUAAAGGCUUUUUACCGGCUUGGCUACGAAUGACGCCUUGGUCAUUGGUGUUCUGGCUUACUUAUGAAAAAAUCAGAGAGAUGAGUGGAGUCAGUCCAUUUUAAGCCCUUAAAGAUACAGUGUUCAGUAUUAUUGAAAUACGGGCAUCUGCAACACACACCCCCUAUUAUUUCUACCUCUUUAGGAAGACACCUUACUCCACAGAGACUGUGAUUUAUAGGGGACAGCACUUUUUUUUCCUUUGGAAACCCAAGUUCUCUUUGACUCCUCUUUUUGUCUAAAAGUGAUCUGGUCGGAUCUCACAAGGCUAUCCCAGGAGACCCAGCACACUGUUUUCUAAAGAAGAAUGGAACCCUGAUGACUUUCACCUUGGGCAAGAUGGUUUGGCCCUUGAGAUGCUGUUUGUACUGAAGAGACUGCAUAGAGGGAGUCAGCAUCUCAGAGCUGAAGUAGACAAUAGGAAUAUGGAAGAAUAUAUACAUAGUGCUUAAGAAAUACUUUUAACCUGUUGUGUCAAUGUUUAUAAUAGAAGUUUCACAAUUCACUCUUCUGUUGUUGUAUACAUAUUGUAAAUUAAAGGGAGGUAAAAAUUCAUGAAAAAACAUCUUGAGCUUCCCUACUGUUGAAGGUAAUGGAUGUACAUUUUCUUGCAAAGAGGAUAAAAAAUAAAUGUGAAGUUAAGAUGAUGUUUGGAUGUCAAGCAAAGCUGCUUGCUGUCAGUGCCCAUCCUUCGCCCUCUGUUCAUUGGUUAGCAUUCCACUACACUUGCUAGUAACUUCCCCUAAUAGCCACAGACUCAAUGAAUCGAGAUGAGAAAAGAGAAGAGCAUUUGCCUUGUUACAUGUCCCAUUUCAACAUGGAUUUAUCACUGGAUUUCAAGAAUGUUAUAAUGAAUCACAGUUGAGGGGCAGCUCAAUGGCAAAGGGUUUUCCUGGCACAUGUGAGGUCCUGGGUUCUAUCCUCAGCACCACAUAAAAAUAAAUAAAAUUAAGGUAUUGUGUCCAUCAACUAAAAAAUAAAUAAAUAAAAGAACCACAGUUGAUUUGAUUAAAAUUCAGCUGCAUAGGUCCCUUUGUAAAAAGCAUCCUUUGUUACCAUCCGCCUUUCAAUGGUAUUUUAAAAGCAAGACUGAUAUGAAGUCAGCCAACUCUGAUGUGUGUCCUUUCUUACCCUGCUUUCCUAACAUUAAGGGAAGGAAGGAGGGAGUGAGGGGAAGGACGAAGAAAAAGAAAUCCCAACCUACUAACACUGAAUCUUACUCAGUUUGACAAAGUUUCUUGCCUAAAAUGUCAUAAGUAUAAACUGUCUAUGGCAUAUAGUCAUGUGUCCAGUCUUUGAACCAAAUCACUGUUCUUACCGGAUGCAGUGGCACAUGCCUGUAAUCCCAGCGGCUCAGGAGGCUGAGGCAGGAGGAUCAUGAGUUUAAAGCCAGCCUAAGCAAUAUCAAGGCACUAAGCAACUCUCUGAGACACUGCCUUUAAAUAAAAUACAAAAUAGGGCUGGGGAUGUGGUUCAGUGGUCAAGUGCCCCUGAGUUCAAACCCUGGUACCUGCUGCCCAUCACUUUUCUUAUUUUAGAAAGGUAGAAGAUUUCUCCAGAUUCAUCUGCAUCCCACAUGCUCCCCCAUCCUUAGACAGUGGACAGUUCUGGAUGGAUUGCUGAAGUUAUGGGAAAAGACUGUAACUGUUAAAAUAGGAAAACUCAGGCCCAAGAAAGACCUUGAAGCUAACAAAAUAGAAUUUGUUAUGAUGAACAUGGAUGAUGUUGGAUGUUGUUAAACAGAAACAAGUUUACAAGUGCUCUGUGGUUGCACUAAUGUAUAAUCACUGCCAUUUUAAGAGGGGGAAGUACACUUCAAAAUAUGUAAUAAUGUGAUAUAAUAAUAUGCAGUGGCUUAUUGUUGCAAAAUGUGUAUUUUAAUCUCAUAAAAUCCUCUUUAGGUUUUCUAUUUUUGCAUUGCAUUUGCCAAUCUGUAAUUGAUUUGUCAAAUAUACUUAAUGUAUAUUAUGUGCUUAAAUCCCUGGUGUUCUGUAUUGAACAACUUUGGGGAAAUUUUGAUUUUUUUAUGUUUUGUAAUUUAUAAGAUUUAAGUGAAAACUGUAUCAAAAUAAUUACAUUGCAACUGAAUUAUUUUAAAAAAGGAUUUAGUUUUAUUCUUUGGGGGGCUUGGGACUAAAACAUUGCGUAAGUAAGUUCCUUGGUAUCUGAAUCAACAUGAACUGGAAUUUUUAACCUGAAAUGAUUCCUUGGGUUCAUCUCCUUUACAUGUUAGGAAACUGAGUCUCAGAGAAGUACAGUUGUGCAUGCUCAUAGUGACUUAAUAGUGGAGCCAGGAUAAAAAUGCAGAUCUUCUAAUUAUUAUGAUCAUUAUAUCUGAUACUUAUUGUGCACUAAUUAGAUACCAAGUAAAUGUCUUAUAUCAUCUUCACAACAACUCAGUCCAACAAUGUUGCAUCUUCCAAAAACAGGUUUUCUUUUUACUUUUUUUUGUCUCUUUACAUUUUAAAUGAAUCUGAAUUUCUUCUAGUACAAAUUUUAGAAUGGAGUCAUGAUGCUUUGGUUUGAACAUUUAAUCUUAAUCCAUAAUCUAACUAAAUCCUGUAUAUCUAACAUACAGCCCAUCAUGGUCACACUUCUCUAGUGAAAUCAUUCUUUAAUUAUCUUGGAACUUUGCCUUAAUUUUGCCAACUGGGAGUCUUCUUGUUCCUUUCCAAAAUAACCCAGUAAAUAAAAAGGAAUACAAUUUCUGUGA
Molecule: messenger RNA, 4159 nt
Organism: Ictidomys tridecemlineatus (thirteen-lined ground squirrel)
Lineage: Eukaryota; Metazoa; Chordata; Mammalia; Rodentia; Sciuridae
Gene: Slc25a27
Product: solute carrier family 25 member 27
Source: RefSeq, a predicted model, not a curated record